Messenger RNA from Tripterygium wilfordii, 377 nucleotides. Its product is annotated as stress-induced protein KIN2-like. The transcript has 3 exons. NCBI's taxonomy places the organism in Eukaryota, Viridiplantae, Streptophyta, Magnoliopsida, Celastrales, Celastraceae. The record is from RefSeq and is a predicted model, not a curated record. The coding region runs from base 48 to 248 and encodes 66 amino acids.
GUCUGAUUCACUUCUUGUGUAUAUAACAAAGAGAUUUUAACAGAAAGAUGAAUGAUUCUCAGAGCACAGGUUUCCAAGCUGGCCAGGCCAAAGGCCAGGCUCAGGAGAAGGCCAGUCAAAUGAUGGACAAGGCUGGCAAUGCUGCCCAAUCUGCCAAGGAAUCAUGCCAAGAGGCUGGGCAGCAAGUGCAGGCCAAAGCACAAGGGGCAGCUGAUGCUGUCAAGGACACUGUUGGGAUGAACAAAUGAAACUGCUGAUCAUCCUCUCCUUGGACUCUACUUUUCAAGUUUUUUUCUGAUCUUCUACAAUGUCGCACUACUUGGAAGAACUGUUAUCGAUAUUCAUUUUGAAAUAAGAAAAGUUUUUUUUUUUUUGGU